Molecule: messenger RNA, 225 nt
Organism: Scutellospora calospora
Lineage: Eukaryota; Fungi; Glomeromycota; Glomeromycetes; Diversisporales; Gigasporaceae
Source: the annotation of a GenBank genome assembly
GAUCAUAACUCUACGCUUCUUAAUACUUUGUUUAACGUGUCUGAUGUUUCGCCAAUAGAAAAUGAGAGAAUGCCACUAGUUGAAGGUAUCACAACUACAUUUACUCGUGAGGAGGAUGAUGAUAUGGAUAUAGAUGAUGACUACAUCCUUAUGUCACCUCCAGACACUGAAAUUCUUGAUAUGUCACUCGUUGGCACGGAAACUAUUUUCAACUUACCAGAUUAA